Molecule: messenger RNA, 5044 nt
Organism: Harmonia axyridis
Lineage: Eukaryota; Metazoa; Arthropoda; Insecta; Coleoptera; Coccinellidae
Product: transcription factor fil1-like
Exons: 11
Coding region: 769-3780 (1003 amino acids)
Biological process (GO): positive regulation of transcription by RNA polymerase II; cell fate commitment; negative regulation of transcription by RNA polymerase II
Molecular function (GO): RNA polymerase II cis-regulatory region sequence-specific DNA binding; zinc ion binding; DNA-binding transcription factor activity, RNA polymerase II-specific
Source: RefSeq, a predicted model, not a curated record
CAGUAGCUUCUUCAGAUUUUACAUUUUGAGUGAUAUAUAAUUGUUAUUUAUACCUAUACUUAAUUAAAGAGUGGAAUAACUGCCAUUUAAUUUCGAUUUAAAUGAUUUUCUAAUUCAGAUUCUAAGUCUAAGACCGAGACAAUCCAAUAUAUGUAAACAUUAACUGUAACAAUCGAAAAAGAGUAAAAAGCUGUAUUUAUUUAAUUUAUUUGAUAAUUAGAAAAUAUUUUUUGUUACAUUAAGUAAUUUCUAAUAUUUCAGAAAUAUUCAAGCCUAUGAUUUUGUACACUAUACCUUCGGAAUUGAGGUUAGAAACGUCAUGUUUUCAAAUUUCAAAAAAGCUUUUUGAGGGUUUUUUGCACUGCACGAUGAAACGAACAAAUGAAUGAAAUUUGAAAAAAAAAUUUGAAUGAUUUCAGAAGAGUUCAACAUUAUUUAAGCUUGAUCCAAGUUCCGAUCCCGAAUGUAGGGAUAAUAAGCCUAACGACUAUAAAGUUCGAUAAUUAAACAGAAUUGCUACUUACGCUUGUCCAUCAUGGAAGAAAACAAACAGUAAGGAUCGUCCUUCUCCCACCACUACCUCAAUCGUUCAUCCCCUCUACUCCGAAAGACUUAAGCCGCUCCACCAACUUAACUAUACCGAAAAACAGACGAUGCUCUCUACGACUAAACAUUGAUCGAGAAACUGAGCUAAGUUUUCUGCGUGCCUUCGUUAUUGUGUGUAGUUCUAUUUUGAUAGUGGUUGAUAAACACUUGAAACCGAUAAUAAUGGCCGCUAACACCAAGACCGAUUAUCAACGUUCCUACGAUGUUAUAGAAAGCCAGUAUAGCGAAGAACAUUCCGGCCAAUAUAGUCCUGCCUCAUCACACCAGGGAGUGGCCACGACGCAGGCUUCCCCCCACUCGGAAAGCGUCACGCCCACCCCUAUUACCGAAUGCCUGACCUAUGGAGGCGCCACGGAACAUCACGAUGCGGAUGUUGUGGGCUAUUCUACCGUCAUGCGCGUAGCUGCAGACGACGGAGGGGGCGGGCAUUACCUGCUCUACAAUACAGCGGCCGGCAGAUUGGAUGAGGUGAGUCGAUUAGGAUCUCUGAUCUACGAUUUAUCUCCCGGGAGGGGGUACGAGAGGAUGGAGCCCCGCGCGAUGAGUUUAACGCUGAUGGAGGGGUUUAUCGAAUCGGCUAGCCAACCCUAUUUGGUUGGCAUAGAUGAGUCCCCCACCACAGAAUAUCUACAACUGGACAACACGCACAAUGGUGUAUCAAACGGAUCUCCAAAUGGAAGUAUAGCAUCGGGAUCUGGUUCUCCGAGGAGGAAUGAAUUCAAAUUUACUAACUUGAAUGCGAUACAUGGAACUGACGAACCUACAGCAAACCUCACACAACUGACCAACCACAUAAGCUAUACAGGGGGAAUAGAGGCACAGACACUCAAUCUUGCAAGUUCGAUGUACCCGAGGAAUUCCUCUUAUUCUACAACGCCAAUGUCAUAUUAUCAAACGAAUUCACCGGAUCUCAGUUCUCAAAGCCAACUAUGGACAAACACAGUGCCUCCAGAUAAUUCCUACAUGCCAAUCUUAAAUUCGAGCGAGCAAAGUCAGUACUUACUGUCUUCAAGUUAUCCCUGUACGUCAGAUACUAGCGAGCGAAGUAUGAAUUCAGAGUCCUCAAGUUAUCCCUGUACAAACACGUCAAGUAGAAGUGAACAAAGUGUGAACUUUGGGUAUCCAAGUUAUCCCCAUACGCACACUUCAUCCUCAAGUAGAGGUGAACGAAGUAUGAACUUAGGGUAUCCGAGUAAUCUCCAUACGCACACGCCAUCCUCAAGUAGAGGUGAACGAAGUAUGAACUUAGGGUAUCCGAGUAAUCUCCAUACGCAUUCGCCACCGACAAGAAGAGGCAAAAGAAGUAAGAAGUCAGGAUCUUCAAGUUAUCUUAAUAUGCACACGCCACCAACAAGUAGAAGAAAACGAAGUAAGAACUUAGAGAUUCCAAGUUUUCCCUAUACGCCACCGUCCAGUUCCAGCGAACGAAGUGUGAACUCCCCCAGUGAUAGCUAUACAGAAACGUCGCCUUCUAAUACCAGCAAGCAAGAUACGUCAGAAGAUGAUGCGGCUAUUGUUAAUAUAGUGUAUGACAUGGAACAAGAUCAAAAAACGGAAAGCUUGAAGCAACAAGAUUCACAAACAUAUAACAGAGUGCCACCAGGUUCCAGCGGGCAAAAUAUAAACUUAGGACCUCCAGGAUAUCCCUACACACCACCCUCAGAAUCCAGCGAGAGAUAUACGAACUUAGGGUUUUCAGAUUCUCCCUAUACGCCACCGUCGCAUACUAGUGAUCAAAACAUGUACACGCCACCUUUAGAAAGCAAUGAACUGUCGACUUUAAAUUCUUCAAGUUAUGCUCAGACGUACACGCCAACGUCAAGAAUUAGUGAACAAAGUAUGAACUCGAGUUCAAGUACUUAUACGUACACGCCACCGUCUAGAACAAGGGAACAGAAUAUGAACUUAGACUCUUCAAAUUAUCCCUAUACGUAUACGCCACCUUCAGAUACCACAGAGCAAAAUGUGCCUUGCGAUGAAGACUUAUUAAUGAAAUUAUUGUAUGACAUGGAAGAAGAAGGAAAACUGAAGAACGUGAAGCAAGAAGUGAAACUGGAGAAUGUGAAGCAAGAAGAUACAACAUGUGGUGGAAGUGGAGGAAUAAGUACAGCUACAACUCUGUCAUUGAAUGAUUCUGGCCAAUCAGCUGGCGGUAGCACUUUACCUGGUUUCAACAAGUUUUCCAAUUCGUAUCACACUCCCAAUCACAGCCAUAGGAAUUCGUAUUCGUUACCCACAUCUACAAGUUAUUACGAGCAGUAUUCGGAACCCAACACUGGUAUUCCUUCCUAUCUGAUGAAUCCCGCGAAUACUGGAAGAGGUAGACUCACUUCUGCAUCAGCAUCUUUGUCAGCAAUCGACGCCCGUACAGCCGAGUAUUUCACCGAGGGCAGGGAAUGCGUGAAUUGCGGUGCAAUUGACACACCCCUCUGGAGAAGAGAUGGUACAGGGCAUUACUUGUGCAAUGCUUGUGGUUUGUACCACAAGAUGAAUGGGAUGAACCGGCCUCUCGUCAAGCAGCCUCGCAGACUGUCGGCCUCUAGAAGAGUUGGACUAACAUGUACGAACUGCAGAACAAGCACCACCUCCUUGUGGAGAAGAAAUACAUGCGGUGAACCCGUCUGCAAUGCUUGUGGAUUAUAUUUCAAAUUGCACGGUAUUGAUAGGCCUUUAGCGAUGAAAAAGGAUAGCAUUCAAACCAGAAAAAGAAAACCUAAGGGAAGUAAAGGACAAUCUUCUACUUCUACCAGAUCUGGACUAACGGGUGCUAUAACUUCUCAGCUGACAUCUGUGAAAAUGCCUUCUGUGCCUCAGAUUAAAUUGGAACAAAAUAUGACCUCCAUCAAAUUGGAGCAUGGUUUAGAUUACUCCGAUAUCAGGACAGUGUCCGGCCUAAGCCAUCUUCCACACGUACAGGGCUCUUCGUACGUGUAUCCACCACCUCACUCCCCUUACACUACCCAGAACUCACCACAGCUCAAUAACAACGACUACUACAGCGGUUUGCUGCACCAAUCGACUCCAAGUCCACAAUCAGAGAACCACUCUCCAAGUCCCAACUCGCAGCACAUAGUAAUGAACAAUAACAAUAAUAACAAUAACAACAGGAAAAUCAUCGUGGAAUCUGAUCCGGAAAGGCCCACAGUCGUCUCCAUGUCGCCGCCUGAUGUGUAACCCUUUACACAACCCGGUAUAUUUCGCAGACGUAUUUGUACGUAUUACCAACGGAAAGAUCGGAAAACGAACCCACAACCUACGUUUUCGCUAGUCAUUACCGAAGGAGCUACUUACCUUGAAGAAGCAACGUUACCCCUAACAGAACCCUGCGGAACCCCCCUGGAAUCUCGCUUAUGCGAUCUUACAGGAGCGUUUCGUUUUCGGAGCUUCGAACUCCGUUCAAGGCCAGACCUUUAUCUCAACCGUUGUGAAGAAAAUCGAAUUUUUUUGGUUUGAAUGCUUCUGAUGGUCGCGGGAAGUUUAUAUAUACUUAUUCGAAUUUGACGUUGAAAUUGUAAUUAGUAGGUGUGAAUAUCCAUGACUUAAAUUAUUCUCCGAUAUUCUUCUAAUGAUGAACAAUUUAUAUUUCUAAGAGAGUAUCCAAUUAUUUUACAGUAAUUUUCAGUUCAUUUAAUUAUAUUGACUCAGAGGGAAUCUAUUUAAUGAGAUUAUGAUGUGUACGUUUAGUAGUAGUUGGGCGAUGUUUCUACUUUGAAAAGUUUCCGUUAACUUGCUGUUUCACGAUGAUUAUUUGGAUUCUUACAUCACUUUUAACUUCACACGUUUUUCUACCUUACCAAAGGUAAAAUUGGUCUCGAAACGUUUUGAAAUGAUUUUGUGAUAUAUAUUUUUAUGUCUCCGGAAAUUUUUGUCUUCAACUGGAAUCUCUGCAUAAAUCUCAUUUUGUUUGUUGUAUUGUAAUUUAAUAGGUUUAUAAUUUUUAUCUCUUUUGUAUAUAAUUAUGAAAGUAUAUUUUUAUUUUUAUUAUUGUACAUAUAUGUUCGAAUAACUCAAAUCACUUAAUUUCCUGUGUAUUGAUAAAUGACAUAAAUUCUUUACUCAUGACAUUUUUCAUCAACCAAAGACGUGAGUUGUGUUAUCUCUUUAAAAAAACGUAUUUUGUUAAUUUGUAAAUAUCACUUUAUUAGACGAAACACGUUUUUUCGACUGAUUUACUACCUACUCCCACUUUUAGGUUAGGGGAGACGCAACAGUUCAUUCUGUGGGUCUUGAAAGAGUGUAAAAUCUAAUCAAAUCGAAUAUUUCUUCUUAAAAAGUUCAAGUCUUGAAAUUGUUCAACUUGGAAAUUGAUAAUUGAUACCUAUUUUCAAUGAUAUCUUAUUGUAUAUACUAUUUAAAUAUUAUUGAAGAAUCAUGUUUGUUGAAAUUUGUAUCUUUAUUUACUCUUAGUUGUAUUUCACAAUAAAAUUAUGAAAUUAUA